AUGGUUGUCGAACAUGUCGAAUAUGCUGAUAGCAAUGGGGAGAAGGAGAAAGAGGUUUUCAAUGUGAUUAAAACUGACACAGAUGAGUUGCUGGGGUUUGAGGUUAAUGAGUACUUAGCCAAAUUCUUAGACAUCUCCGAACAGUCGAAGGAAGGGGAAAAGAAGGAGAAACAGAUGGGUUUGAAAGAGGGUUUGAAAACGUACCCUAAGGCUGCAUUUUGGUCUUUUGUCUUGUGCUCUACAUUGAUCAUGGAAGGAUACGACACUAACUUACUUAGCUCUUUCUACACGUUUCCUGCUUUUAAUGAGAGGUUUGGAAAAUAUUACGAGGAGGCGGGAGAAUAUGAAAUCGAAGCAAAAUGGCAGACUGCUUUAAGUAUGGCUAUAAACGUUGGAGAAAUUGUGGGUUUAUUUUUCGCAGGUCUUAUAGCUGAUCGAUUUGGUUAUCGUAAAACUUUAAUGGGCUCUUUAGUUUUAGUAACUGGAUUUAUCUUCAUUGUUUUCUUCGCUAAAAGCAUUGAAAUGUUGUUGGUGGGUGAAAUCCUUCUUGGUCUUCCUUGGGGAGCAUUCCAGACUUUGUGUGUGACAUACGCGUCUGACGUAUGCCCUAUGACCCUUAGACUUUAUCUCACGACUUAUGCGAACUGCUGCUGGGUUAUUGGUCAGUUAAUUUCGUCGUGUGUCCUUCGUGCAUUUGUAUCGAGUAGUGAUAAAGAUGCUUAUCGUAUUCCGUUUGCGGUCCAAUGGGUAUGGCCAAUCCCAAUCUUCAUUGGUGUUUUCUUUGCUCCUGAAUCACCAUGGUGGCUUGCAAGGAAAGGUAGAGAUGCUGAAGCUAAAGAGUCACUUAAAAGAUUACUAACCGUUAACGAAAAAAUGCCCAAUAAGGAUGAAAUGUCAUCAGCUUUACUAAACAGAAUUAAAAUGACUUUGAAAGAAGAAGACGCAAAUUCUCUGAAUAGCUCCUAUGUGGAAUGCUUCAAGGGUGUCAAUCUUCGGAGGACCAUUUUAACCUGUUCCGUGUGGUUGAUUCAGAAUUGUACAGGAGCUGCUUUGAUGGGAUUUUCCACAUACUUCUACAAACAAGCCGGUCUUGCAACAAGUAUGUCAUUCACGUUUUCAAUAAUUCAGUAUUGUUUGGGUAUCCUUGGCACUUUGUGUUCUUGGAUAGUUUCUCAAAAGCUUGGUAGGUUCACUGUUUACUUUGGUGGUCUCAUCAUCUUAUUUGUGAUUUUAUUCAUCGUUGGUUGCUUAGGUAUUCACCAGACAAGUGCAACCGGAUGGGCAGUGGGAACAUUUUUACUUAUCUAUACUUUCGUUUAUGACUCGACCAUCGGCCCUAUUUGCUACUGUGUGAUAACGGAGCUCCCUAGUGUCAGGCUUCGUAAUAAAACUGUUGUCUUAGCAAGAAAUGUUUAUAAUAUUUCAGGGAUUGUUGUAUCAGUUAUUACACCUUACAUGUUGAAUCCUACUGCAUGGAAUUGGAAGGCUAAAACAGGGUUCUUCUGGUCAGGGUUUGCCUUAGCCUCCAUUAUUUGGUGCUGGUUUAUGUUACCUGAAACGAAACAAAGGACUAUUGCGGAGUUGGACCAGUUAUUUGCUCAGAAAGUGAAGGCUAGAAACUUCAAAACUACCGAAGUAGAGGUCUUUAACACAGAGGAACUUCUUAAUAAAAUGGGCGAUGACGGUGUGAAGGAAUUUGUGAUUAAUACCGAAAAGCUUGAAAAGGAAGAAUGUUGA
This is a messenger RNA of Priceomyces carsonii, 1737 nucleotides long. It is a transcript of the gene MAL31, whose product is annotated as maltose permease. Gene Ontology annotation, biological process: transmembrane transport; carbohydrate transport. The coding region runs from base 1 to 1737 and encodes 578 amino acids. NCBI's taxonomy places the organism in Eukaryota, Fungi, Ascomycota, Pichiomycetes, Serinales, Debaryomycetaceae. The record is from RefSeq and is a predicted model, not a curated record. The transcript has a single exon. Gene Ontology annotation, cellular component: membrane. Gene Ontology annotation, molecular function: carbohydrate:proton symporter activity.